AAAAAUUAGUCACCAAAUCAAUACAAUCGGUCAAAGUCCACCAAAAAAAUGGCGAAAUCCAAAACACCCUAGAUUUCAUUUCAUUCCCAAAUUUUCAUCAUCAUGAUUCUAAAACAACACAUCCUUCUCUUCAUAUUCACAUUUCUAUACAUAUUCUAUGACCAUUGGGUCCCAUCCCCAUCAUGCGACGUCGUUCCGGGUGUCACUAAUACAGAACACAUCGAAGAUGAUGAUGAUUAUGAUCUCAAAGUUAUGAUGGUUGCUGAUUUAUUGUUGUCGGGUCAUGAUUCUGGAUCCGGGUUUUUCGAUUCACAUCUUAAAGAUUACUACUUUACAAGAUUCUUUAAAAAAUCAUUUGAAUUCUUGAAGCCUGAUAUGCUGAUUGUGUUAGGAGAUGUAUCUGCUGAAGGAGCAAAGUUGAGUCAAAGCGAAUGGUCAACUGUGCUACAAGAGUUCCACAGCUUGCUCGGUCCGUUUCUUGAUCUGCCAUAUCAUGUUGUUCCUGGAGAUCGAGACCUUGGAGAAUGCAAUGAUCUGGACGAGUUAUUCGUUAAUAAAAUAACUAGAAGUUUUCCGGGAUUGGACUCUGCUGGUUGUGGUGCAUUUGAUAUUGGAAAUGUUAAUUUUGUCUCACUUAAUUCUGUGGCAUUGCUAUGUGGAAAAAAUGACUUACGGUUUAGUGUUGAGAAAGCAUUGGAAAGAGAAAGUGUAGAAUUGCAAAUGGAAAACGAAGGCAUAACAAAUGUGAUGGAGUCUUCUCGAAUCAGGAUCCCUAGGCAUGAUUUCAAUUGGAGAGAAAACACCAUGUCAUCAGGGUCUGGUCCUGUACUAUUGCUUCACUUUCCACUGCAUCAAACAACAAACAACAUUCAAGAUGGAACCUUUGGAAUCAUGCAGGAUAGAACGGAACUAUUGAGAAAAAGGCAAUUUGUUGGGGCUGGACCAUAUGAGUUAUCGCAAACAGUUCCACCGAACGCAACAGAGUAUAUCUUCCAUGUUCUUCGGCCCAGGAUGGUCUUCAGUGCACACACUCAAGCAUUUUCCGACCGUACUCAUGCAGAUGGGACCCGUGAGAUUGUGGUUCCUGCCAUGUCAUGGGAUGCAGGAAAAGACCCUGCUUUUGUUGCUGUAACUUUUAGAAGGAAUGGUACGUCUGCUAUUGUGAGCCACUGCAAGCUUGCUGGAAGAUCUCAUGUAUUACUCUUUUAUAUCUCUCUCUUCUUUCUGUUCAUAUUAACUAUUCAAACAUCUCUAAGAAGUUGAUUUGGAAAUGGCCAUUCACUUGUUCUUGACGGUUGUAUACUACUUUAGAGUUCCGGGGCUUUUGUUCCAGGUAAUUGUUGAAGAAAUGGUUUUAAUGUA
Messenger RNA from Erigeron canadensis, 1362 nucleotides. Its product is annotated as metallophosphoesterase 1-like. Gene Ontology annotation, molecular function: hydrolase activity. Bases 103 to 1263 code for a protein of 386 amino acids. The transcript has 3 exons. Gene Ontology annotation, biological process: GPI anchor biosynthetic process. The record is from RefSeq and is a predicted model, not a curated record. NCBI's taxonomy places the organism in Eukaryota, Viridiplantae, Streptophyta, Magnoliopsida, Asterales, Asteraceae.